This is a messenger RNA of Fibroporia radiculosa, 930 nucleotides long. RefSeq lists its product as uncharacterized. Gene Ontology annotation, molecular function: oxidoreductase activity, acting on NAD(P)H as acceptor; aldose reductase (NADPH) activity. Bases 1 to 930 code for a protein of 309 amino acids. The record is from RefSeq and is a predicted model, not a curated record. Gene Ontology annotation, cellular component: cytosol. NCBI's taxonomy places the organism in Eukaryota, Fungi, Basidiomycota, Agaricomycetes, Polyporales, Fibroporiaceae. The transcript has 4 exons.
AUGGCCGUCCUCUCUCUCUUCCGACGCUACUCGCAGCAAGCUUUUAACCAGACCUCGCGCGCCGCCAUGUCAUCUCCGACGCUUACCCUGAACGAUGGUAACACGAUCCCCUGGCUAGGAUUCGGGACCGGGACUGCGCUGUAUGGGAAGGAUGCGGAGAACGCAGUUCGCACUGCCAUUGACAACGGUGUCAUUCAUCUCGACGGAGCUCAAGUAUACAGGAACGAGGAGUCUCUCGGCGCAGCGAUCGCCGCAUCGGGCAAGCCCCGCUCAUCGUUGUACAUCACCACUAAGCUCGAGAAAGUUCCCGCUGGGCAAACUGUCCACGAUACACUCGUAGUUUCCCUGAAAAAACUUCAAGUCGACUAUGUCGACCUCUUCCUUAUCCACUUCCCCAUCAACCAUGAGCAGCCGUUAAGCACCUUAUGGAAGCAAGUGGAGGAUGUGCAGAAGGAGGGGUUGGCGAGGAGCAUUGGUGUCUCGAACUUCCGGGUCAAAGAUUUUGAAGCGAUCUUGCCAGAAGCUACCGUUAUUCCCGCGGUGAACCAGAUCGAAUACCAUCCCUAUGUAUUCAAAGCCGACCAGCCAGUAAUUGAAUACAUGAAGGCGAAGAACAUCCUUCCUACUUCUUUUGGCGGCCUUUCUCCCAUUGUGCGCUUCAAGGGUGGCCCGGUAGACCCAGUGCUUACGUCCAUUGCGGAACGGUUGAGCAAGACAGUUGGCAAGACCGUCACUGAGGGCCAGGUGCUACAGCUUUGGCUGAAGACGAAAGGGAUUCCGGCAAUCACGACAACCUCUAAGGCCGAGCGCAUUCACGAAUACUUAGCAGUUCAGUCGCUACCUAAUCUUACGGCGGAGGAUGUGGCAGCAAUCGAAGAGGCCGGCUCGACAGUUCACCAUCGGCAAUUUGCGAAGUUCUUUGACGACUAA